Molecule: messenger RNA, 309 nt
Organism: Fimicolochytrium jonesii
Lineage: Eukaryota; Fungi; Chytridiomycota; Chytridiomycetes; Spizellomycetales; Powellomycetaceae
Product: mitochondrial pyruvate carrier
Exons: 3
Biological process (GO): pyruvate import into mitochondria
Cellular component (GO): mitochondrial inner membrane
Molecular function (GO): pyruvate transmembrane transporter activity
Source: RefSeq, a predicted model, not a curated record
AUGGCAGCAGCAUCAACACAAGCAGGCUCCGCCUUCACGCGGUUUUGGAACCACCCUGCUGGUCCCAAAACGAUCCACUUCUGGGCGCCAGCUAUGAAAUGGGGCCUAGUAAUAGCUGGCCUCAGCGACCUUCAACGCCCUGUCGAGAAGCUCUCUGUAACGCAAACAGUCGCCCUCGCAGCAACCGGCGUUAUCUGGUCCCGCUACUCGUUGGUGAUCACGCCGAAGAACUGGUCGUUGUUUGGUGUGAAUAUGUUUGUGGGGGCGACAGGGAUUUAUCAGUUGAGCAGAAUAUGGAGGUAUGUCCAG